AUGUCGCAGUUGCGCCGCCUUUCAAUAGACAGAAUCAGUGCUCUACCAGAUUCACUUCUUCAUCGCAUUCUUUCCUUUCUAACGAUCAAAGAAGCUGCUGCAACAAGCAUCCUCUCAAAGACAUGGAACCAUCUAUGGCUCAGACAACUCAUCGUUAAUUUCAACGACGAACCCUUGCCAAACAACUCAGUCAUUGCCGAUUAUCGAGAUAACAAUCUAUCCAUCCUCCAAUUCCACCUCAAAUCUCGCAACUUCUCCAUCGCCAACACCUUCCACCUUUUUGAUAUUCUAAAUUGCAAAACCCUCGUUGUUCUUAACUUGAACAACAUUGUUUUCGAUGAAGAUAUUCCAUACGUUGAUCUUCCCUCGCUCAUACUCAUUCGCUUGGAAUCUGUCACUUUCACAUAUUAUAGUUAUAUGAUCAAAAUUCUAUCAUGUCCCAUUCUCCAGUAG
This is a messenger RNA of Trifolium pratense (red clover), 453 nucleotides long. Its product is annotated as F-box/FBD/LRR-repeat protein At2g26030-like. NCBI's taxonomy places the organism in Eukaryota, Viridiplantae, Streptophyta, Magnoliopsida, Fabales, Fabaceae. Gene Ontology annotation, molecular function: protein binding. The transcript has a single exon. The record is from RefSeq and is a predicted model, not a curated record. Bases 1 to 453 code for a protein of 150 amino acids.